Messenger RNA from Pieris brassicae (large cabbage white), 7086 nucleotides. RefSeq names its product Golgi-specific brefeldin A-resistance guanine nucleotide exchange factor 1 (gene garz). Gene Ontology annotation, biological process: regulation of ARF protein signal transduction. Lineage: Eukaryota; Metazoa; Arthropoda; Insecta; Lepidoptera; Pieridae. The coding region runs from base 214 to 5805 and encodes 1863 amino acids. Gene Ontology annotation, molecular function: guanyl-nucleotide exchange factor activity. The record is from RefSeq and is a predicted model, not a curated record. The transcript has 30 exons.
UUUGUCAGAUGUCAGUGACGAUAUCGAAUUCAUACAUUCUUGGUUUUAUGAAUUCGGACUAUUUUUAUAGAUUUUAUAUUAAUUUAACCAGCCUUUCCUCUGUAGAUGAGUGUGGUGUCGUUAUACGUGCCCUCAAAUAUGUAACUGUUGAGUCUAGUCCCAGAACCAAUGACCAAAAAUUUGUUAAAAGAUUUUGGAUAAAAGUGUUCAAAAAUGUCUUUACCCGGGAAUGGAAUCUUUGUGGUCCAGGGCGAGAUGGCUAUGCUGGUCACCGCUAUGCGAAGGAGUGCACGGUGGGGAUCCCACUCUUUCCCAAACGAAGAAUACGAUAUGCUCAUGCGAACCUUUCAAGACCUGAAAAUAAUUUUGAAUCAAGUCGAUGAUCUUCGUCUAUUAGAUCCUGGAACAUAUUUAAGCCCUUUCUUAGAAGUGAUACGAAGCAAGGAAACAACUGGACCCGUCACAAGCUUAGCACUAUCAUCUAUACAUAAGUUUUUAUCAUAUGGGCUGAUAGACCCCACACACCCAAGCGUUCCUGCCACAGUGGAGGAUAUAGCAGAUGCUGUGACACAUGCUCGGUUUGUUGGCACAGACCACUCAUCGGAUGGUGUUGUUUUAAUGAAAAUAUUACAAGUAUUACGAACACUAAUGCUGAGCCCUGAGGGUGCCAUGUUAACAGAUGACAGUGUUUGUGAGAUUAUGCUCAGCUGUUUCCGAAUUUGCUUUGAAACUAGACUUACAGAGCUUCUUCGUCGUAAUGCUGAACAGUGCCUCAGAGAUAUGACGCAGCUUAUAUUUAUGAGACUACCUCAGUUCUCUCCUGAAGAUAACAAUACUUUUACCACUAUUGGCUUGUCUCUAAAGCGAAGAGAUAAGGUUAACAAAAAGAAAUCCCUUACUAAUGCUCACAGUACAAACUCGUUGGACAGAAAAUCGCCAAUUACUGACGCUAUGGCAAAUGACACCCAAACCGAUACCGAAGCGAGUAAGGUCCCAGUUCUCAAACAAAGUCAAGACAAAGAUGUAAUAAAUGAAGAGGAGAUAACAAUAGAACCGGACGAAAUUAAACCAACGAGUAAGCAUGGACGCCAUUCUUCCAUGGACUUGGCUAAUGGAAACACACCUAUCAGUCAACUUCUAGAGAAAUGUGUCAAUUCUCACGAAAAGGAUGAAGUGACUACAGGCGAUGCAAAAGAGGGGGUUGAAGUGUCAGCCGAAUCGCUCGAAGCCCCGGAAAGUGCAGAAAGAGAUGUAAAGCAAGACAAUGCAAAAGAAGAAAAAGUUGAGGAAUAUGUCAACCAUCGGGGUAUAAGAUUCAUGGCCCAGGAUGAUACUAACCUGCAGCCGUAUGGACUUAGCUGCAUUAGGGAGAUAUUUAGGUUCCUAAUAUCUCUAUGUAACCCACUGGACACUCAGAACACGUCGGCGAUGGUACACCUGGGGCUGCAGUUGGUCGGAACUGCGUUGGAAGUGUCGGCCGAUAGACUAGCACAAUAUCCGUCAUUGCUAUAUCUAGUCAAGGAUCCGCUUUGUAGGAAUUUGUUGAGUCUUCUUGACACCGAAAGAAUAUCAAUCUACGCCCUGGAUUUACAAAUCUGGUUCCUCCUCUUCGAAGCUCUUCGCAUUCACUUGAAAUUUCAAAUGGAAGCAUUCUUCAAGAAGAUUAUAGACAUAAUAUCCACGGACACAACCAAAGCCAUCUACGAGCUAAAGGAAAUCCACCACAUCACGUUGGAGAAUUUGUCCCAGAUAUUUAGAAUUCCCGGCCUCUGUACGGAGAUGUACUUAAACUUCGACUGCGACGUUUACUGUAUGAAUGUUUUUGAGGAGAUGACGAAAUUGCUAUCGAAGAACGUCGUCUCUUCCACGGCGUAUAACAUCCACUCGUUGUCAUUGGAGGUGCUGAUGACGAUCAUUGAAGCGAUCGAAAUGGGGACGAGCCAAAAGGAAAGGAGUUUCGAGGAGAAGCUAAUUGUGGAGGAGAAGGGGGAGUUUGACCGUGGGGGACAUGUUACGUUGGAAUUGGGGGGACUGGAUGAUGUGUCGGUCGUCAGUGAUCACGUGACCCAUGAUAUUAGUCAGUAUUUCGGGGGAAGAAUGGGGAGACAUAAGCCGACGAUGGAACUGCCGACGGAGGCCGAGUUGGAUAAUAUCAAGAAUUUGAAGAAGUGGGUUACCCAAGGCACAGAGCUUUUCAAUCAGAAACCAGAACGCGGGAUAGAAUACUUGCAAGAACACGGCGUGCUGGCAACACCACUUGAUCCAAAAGACGUUGCCACAUUCCUAAGAGAAAAUCCUGAUUUAGACAAGAAAAUGAUUGGUGAAUAUAUAUGCAAGCGUUCGUCCCGUGGAGAAGAUGACGACGGACCGAGCGUAUUGACAGCGUUUGCGGACAGUUUUGAUUAUUCUCAGCUGCGAAUUGAGCAAGCUUUGCGGUUGUACCUCGAGACGUUUAGGCUGCCGGGAGAAGCUCCGCUCAUUUUCCUCGUUAUGGAGAAAUUCGCUGAACGAUGGCAUACAACGAACGGAUGUCCGUUCGCGAACACGGACGCGGCUUUCCGACUCGCGUACGCAGUUAUUAUGCUCAACAUGGACCAACACAAUCACAACGCGAAGAAACUCAACGUUCCAAUGACUCAAGAGGACUUUGUCAGAAAUCUUCGUGGGUGUAAUGGUUCAGGAGAUUUUCCUACUGACAUGUUGAAAGAGGUGUUCCACUCUAUCAAAAAUGAAGAGAUGGUAAUGCCAGCGGAACGAGUGGGUCCAGUCCGUGACGCGUAUUUAUGGAGAGUUCUUCAAAGAAGAGGAAAGACUCCCGCUGCAAUAUUUCGCCUGCUUCCACCUUUUCAUCCACAUCAUGCGAGGUUGCUACCUAUUGCGUGUCCGCCUGCUGUAACAGCCUUAUCAGCAGCGUUCGAACGCUCAACACCACCAACAGUGGAAGAGAUAGAGUCAAAUGCUCGCGAUUGUAGUGCUCUGAUAUCUCUGAACGGCUUAGAGAGAUGUGCGGCGUUGGUCGCAAGACUGCCGGCAGAGACUUUGACGCUGGAUACCUUGCUGCUGACUCUCUGCAAGUUCACGGGACUCUUGGCUCCUCAGCACGCUUCAUAUAUUGCUGUUGGGGUAUCUCUCGGCCAGUCAAGUAAAGCGCAGAUGGCGUUACGUCGCGCGUGCGCAGUUUGGGCCCAACACGCUGAGUGCGUGCGCACGAGUUGGCGACAUCUAUUGGAGAUCACCAAUACGUUGUAUAUAGGACGUUUAUUGCCUAAGUGUUUAGUAGAAGCAGAGGACUACCUGUCGUCUACUGGAACAGUAUCUUUAGUUCGGGAAGCGGCACGUGGAUCAGAAAGCGGUCUACUCUCUAGUAUCUACUCGUACAUAGCGCUCGGGGAAUCUGGUAUUCGUGCACCAACACCCCACGAGAAAGCCUUGAUAGAUGCAGCAAUGGAAUGUGUGGGGUCCUGCAACUUCCCGGGCCUUCUAGUAUCGGAGACGAAGUUUUUGCCUGUCGAGAGUUUACAGGAGUUAAUUCACGCAAUGAUAACGGUGGGAACUCCAGCGGAUUUCGACAGUUUACAGCUGAAUCCGCAAUUGGAAGAUAUAACGAUAUUCUUCUUCGAGCUGCUGGGCCAGACGCUUAUCCAGAAUCGCGACCGCCUGCUGGCCGUAUGGGAGGAGUCCGGUCCACAUUUAGAACGAGUAGUAUUCUGGGCGGCCAGUCGCGGUAACUACGCCCUGACCCGCGUAUUGACAGCACUUCUGCGAACAGCUGCGAGAUUGAUGCGAUGCGAGUUGUGCGCGCCCACCGUUCUGCUACACCUGCAACUGCUGUUCCGUUUGCCAUAUAAACUAUUCUACCAGCAGGCUGAUGUGAUAUCGUGUGGCGUAUACGAAAUAGUGAAAACGUCAGCACAGAACAUUCACAGUGGCGCUGAAUGGUCAGCCUUACUUUCCAUACUCAGUGCUGCUGGAGCUGGUGCCUGGCCCCGCGAUGCUUCUUUGCCUUCCGCAUCGAGUCGUUCUGAUGGAUCGGAAGAGGAGAUCGAGCGACGUCCAACAAGUGGAUCCUCUGACAGCGAGCUAUCGCAUUCACCGCAAACUCAAGGCUGGAUACUUGUUAAAAAUGAAGCGGGUAAAACCACAGAGGCGGUAGAAGUGGAGUUAGAACAAGUGACACUCAGAGCUCACCGUAGCUCUGCGCUUGCGCGUUGUGCCGAAGCUCUAGCCUUGGUUAUAAGAGACGUGGCUCACGUCACACCCCACAAUUGCCGGGCCGCUGUGAAGGCUGUACGGCUCUUGGCCAGAGCUACUUUACACUCUGGCAAGUCGAGCAAAUCGCGUUCUGGACGUAAGUCGGGUCGCGGUCGCGAUUCGAGCGACGAAGACGAUUCCCUGGACAGCUACCACAUGGUCAGCAUUCAGCUCCUUGACUUAAUGCACACCUUGCACAGUCGGACGGCGCAAAUAUUCAAAUGGUGGAGAGAUGAAGCUGACCAAGGACAAGGUGCUGAAGAAUACGACCUUUGGGAGGUCGCAUGGAAGCCCCUUUUACAAGGAAUUGCUGAGUUUUGUACUGAUAAAAGGAAGCAGGUGUCAAACAGUGCGAUAGCGUACCUCCAGCGAGCUUUGCUGGCUCCGGCACUGUCGUCCUUGGGCGGCGUUGGGUGGGAAGCCUGUUUCUCCUACGUCCUGCUUCCUUUGCUCACUCAGCCGCCGCCCAGACACGAGACCGCUGCUAGGGCGGACACGCUCAUGUGCAAGGUCUUCCUCCAACACUUACAAGCGCUCAGUGGUCGCGCGACAUUCGCGUCGCUUUGGACGAAGAUAGUCCGGGUUCAGCAAUCGCUCCUUCAGGCUUCGGCGGAACCUCUCAGAGAAGGCGCCUUGGAGUCACUCAAGAACAUGCUCCUCGUCAUGCAUUCUGUCAAGAUUUUUAGCAACGGCGAAGGCUACAACGACCUCUGGUACCUGACUUGGGACAUGAUUGGCGAGUUCUUGCCCAGCUUGAAGCAAGAGCUGUUCCCAGAUGUCAAUGACAACACGAAACCAACACAGAACCUGCCGAGCCACAUGCAGCCCUCCAUUCCCCAUUCACUUCCAACCCUCAUCCCGGUCGGAUCCAACAGUAUGUCCAAUAUUCAAUCCAGUCCAACUCACAUCCAGCGCCAAACCCCCAAUAUUUUAGUGGGACCAAAUUCUCCAAUCAAUUUGCCCCUCACCCCACCCGUCGGGCCGACUUUGGUAACUCCGGUUCCGGUAGCAGGCGCGGUGCCGGUGCCCAAUGACAACGAGAGGGUGAUCACUCCGAGUGGCCCGGUCGGUGGUAUGGUGGCCAUACGGAACCCGUUGUAUGACCAAUCUGCGCUGACGUCAUCAGUUUUAUUACAGCCUUUGAAUGAGAUGGUAUCGACACCAAUCGGGAUAUCGUUGCAGUCGCAAAAUCAGAAUCAUCCACAACCGGCCACAAGUCUACCCACCAAUGCCUCGAUUGACCCAAUCCCAGACCCUACACCCACCUCAAAGCCCCAAACCGAUACCUCCGAAGUACAACAUAGCGAAAUAUUUGCCGAGUAUCUCACCAACCCCUACCACGAUGUCGCAAUAGCGGCGAAGGAGGCGACACUCUACGAGCCCGAGUUAGGACCGAAGUCCUUCAGUGCAAAUGUCACCCCCAUGCACAGCAAUAAAGCUCAAUUUGGCUCGACGGACAACGUCAGGGAGUCGGGCAUGUUUAACUUCUCUAGUUAUUUCAGCUCCGGGAUAGGCUCAGAGUUUGAUGCGCUGAUGUCGACACAAGAGGGAUAGCGGGACGUAGAUAUUGGUACGUGGCUGUAGUGUGGGUUGAGAUUUUGGUCCAAUGGGGUUUUGUGUAUGGAAUAGUUUUUGAAGUUAUACUUCUUUUGCGGCGUUACGCCGUCACAAAAAGCCGACACCCUGCAGUUAGGUAUAGUCAUUUUAGUUUUUUCUAUUGAUAGUCUCGUUCAUCAAACGAACGAAGUUUUAAAAAGAUUUUUAUCUUGUUACGCCAAAGAAGUAUAACUUCUAAGGCGUAUAUAAUUGUAUAUAUCAUCAAAUUUUAGAAGGAAUACGUUACUGUGAAAUAUAUAACACUAGUUUUUAUAUCGCAAAUCAAAUCAAAUCAAGAUACCGUCAUAUGUGCGAAAAACUGUUUAAUAACUAGACAGUCUUUACACUUGGCAUUAAUAAAAGAUACAAUCUCUGCAAAUUCCUUGUUUCGCCUUUAAAAAUCGCCUUUUAUCUUCCUGUUAAGGUGGAAUUAGCAAAGGUAGCAAAAAUGAAUGGAAUUGUAACCAUGGGCGGAUCGUGAACUUGUGGGGCUCUGGACUAUUAUGGGGGGGCCCCGUAAUAGACGCACACGCGAAAAAAUACAUAGACCGAAAACACGCGACGGGGAAUUCCCCGUUCAUUCGAUUCGCUGAUCGAACGCGCAUCGUUGAUCGAUCUCAGGUAAACCAACAUUGGAUUGGAUUUUUUUAAAAUUGCAAAUAUGGACUGGGGGCCCUAAUUAUAAAAAAUAUUCUAUUGAGCCUAAUAUAGUCAUGUGUCUUUCUGAAUGUUGGCCUAUAUGUCAAAUAGGUUUUAUAAUAGUAUUACUACACUUUGUUUUUUUCCAUGUUCUUGUGUAUUUAAAAUAGUUAUUGUGAAAUUCCUAAAUUAGGCGUACACCUAAAGCAUCUGUCUCAUUCUAUCGUAGCAUAAAUACAAUUAAACAGAAAGAGUAUGAAUAUUACAGAUGGAAACAGUGUAAUGAGACUGAAAAGUUGGACGCUUUUCGUGUCUUUUCACAUUUCAAUUCAAAGACAUAAACAACACAAGGGUUAUAGACAAAUCAUUAAAGAUGUAGCAUAGAGUAUGUUUAUAUUUCGACUGUAGUCUGUGGACUUUUCACUUGUUUUAUUUCACAUUGUUUACAUUCCAAUGUUUUAUGAAAUGUUGUUUUUUUAUCCAAAUUUACCAGGGUUAAUAUAUUGUAAAUUGUGUAAUUAUAUAAAUAUUUAGUCUUUGUAUAGAGAGCUAUAUAUUACCUAUCGAUUUAAUGUUAAAUAUUUAUUAAUAAAAUGUGUU